Messenger RNA from Carya illinoinensis, 1015 nucleotides. RefSeq lists its product as uncharacterized. Bases 517 to 909 code for a protein of 130 amino acids. The record is from RefSeq and is a predicted model, not a curated record. Lineage: Eukaryota; Viridiplantae; Streptophyta; Magnoliopsida; Fagales; Juglandaceae. The transcript has 2 exons.
CCUGAUCACCCAUAAGCCCAAACCUAUUCCCGUGUGAACCAACUAUCACGAUCUUUUUCUUCAUGCAUCCUCUCUAGGGUUUUUGUUUUGAAAUUCCUAUAUAUAUGCAAAUUAUUACCUCUCCUGGGUGAAGAAACUUCAAGUCGCAUCUUUAAGUGAAACACUACCACAUGCUGCUCAGCCCACAUGAAGCCUCUAGCCACCCCAACUCAUCGAGAACCACCGAUUUAACUACUACCCUCCACAUCUAUGAAGAACCUAUAGCCACGGUAACAAAUAGCAACUACCCCACGUGAUGUCCAAUAGCUCGAGUCUCCUCCCUUCACCACCAAGGACCCACCAGGGCUCUGAUGCUGCCUAGCUUCACGGAAGGCAACCACCCUGUCUCCAUCUUGCAACAGUUUAAACCUCUGGCCAGACCUCUCAACCUCGCAGAGGACCCUUUGUUUUACUUGCCAAACAUAGAACAACUUUCUUUUUCUGUUUGCCACUCGCUCACCGCAACCCAGCCAAGCGAUGUCACCUUCAACCUCCAUCUCGACCACUGCUGCGUGCAUCCUUCUCCUUGGUGAGCAACUGACCGAACCUCUCUCCCUCACACUCUCCAUCUCUCUUUCUCUCACUGUAUCUCUCUCCGUUCACUCCCACUCUGUCUCGCAUCAAAUCUCUAUGUUUUCAGCCACCCUGGUCAAGGCUGUCGCACGCCACUCUCAACCCAGCUCAAUUGCACAGUGCUCCUCUCCCCUGCACGAUGUCCUUUGUUUGGGUAAAUUGAUGCAAGUUCUUCUUCCUUGUAAGCUUAUGCCACCGCUUGUGAUCUUUUCUGCGAAGCCCUGCAUUGUGUUUCUUCCAGCCUUCAUCCCGUUGGCGUCUGUUGGUAUGAUUUUUUACGGAAAACAGAGCAUGUAACAUUGCUUCCAUGUUCAUACCAUUUGGUAAUCUUGUUCCAAAAUUUUUUCUUUUACUUUCUUGCUUGUUUUGCAUUUUGUUUUUACUUUUUGAAUGUAUUCGAUCC